Condylura cristata (star-nosed mole) is the source of this 1342-nucleotide messenger RNA. It is a transcript of the gene ITPK1, whose product is annotated as inositol-tetrakisphosphate 1-kinase. Bases 113 to 1204 code for a protein of 363 amino acids. Gene Ontology annotation, cellular component: cytoplasm. Gene Ontology annotation, biological process: inositol trisphosphate metabolic process. Gene Ontology annotation, molecular function: inositol-1,3,4-trisphosphate 6-kinase activity; magnesium ion binding; inositol-1,3,4-trisphosphate 5-kinase activity. Lineage: Eukaryota; Metazoa; Chordata; Mammalia; Eulipotyphla; Talpidae. The record is from RefSeq and is a predicted model, not a curated record. The transcript has 10 exons.
GCGUCCCCGCCGCCGGGAGGAGGUACCCGCACGCUCGCGGCGCGCGCCGGGCCGCCACACUCGGCCUGUGGGUGAUUUCCUCCGGACCCGAGCUCCCCGCCCAAGGAGGAAGAUGCAGACCUUUCUGAAAGGGAAGAGAGUUGGCUACUGGCUGAGCGAGAAGAAAAUCAAGAAGCUGAAUUUCCAGGCCUUCGCCGAGCUGUGCAGGAAGCGAGGAAUAGAAGUCGUGCAGCUGAACCUUAGCCGGCCGAUUGAGGAACAGGGUCCCCUGGACGUCAUCAUCCACAAGCUGACCGAUGUCAUCCUCGAGGCUGAUCAGAAUGACAGCCAGUCCCUGGAGCUGGUGCACAGGUUCCAGGAAUACAUUGACGCCCACCCUGAGACUAUCGUCCUGGACCCCCUUCCCGCCAUCAGGACCCUGCUUGACCGCUCCAAGUCCUACGAGCUCAUCCGGAAGAUCGAGGCCUACAUGAAAGAUGACAGGAUCUGCUCACCGCCCUUCAUGGAGCUCACGAGUCUGUGCGGAGAGGACACCAUGAGGCUCCUGGAGAAGAAUGGCCUGGCCUUCCCCUUCAUUUGCAAAACCAGAGUGGCUCAUGGCACCAACUCCCACGAGAUGGCCAUCGUGUUCAACCAGGAGGGCCUGAGUGCCAUCCAGCCGCCCUGCGUGGUCCAGAAUUUCAUCAACCACAACGCCGUCUUGUACAAGGUGUUUGUGGUGGGCGAGUCCUACACCGUGGUCCAGAGGCCUUCGCUGAAGAACUUCUCCGCGGGCAUGUCAGGCUCCUCCCCAGGACCGUCUCUCGUGCCCCCCGUCUGGACUGGCUCUGGUCGGAACGGCGGGAGGACUGUCGGGCACACCAGGGCGGCCAGGGGCCUGUGUGCCCCGCUAGCGGGAAGGAUGCCAGACCGGGAGUCCAUCUUCUUCAACAGCCACAACGUGUCCAAGCCGGAGUCGUCCUCUGUCCUGACUGCGCUGGACAAGAUCGAGGGCGUGUUCGAGCGGCCCAGCGACGAGGUCAUCCGGGAGCUGUCUCGGGCCCUGCGGCAGGCGCUGGGCGUCUCCCUCUUCGGGAUCGACAUCAUCAUCAACAACCAGACGGGGCAGCAUGCCGUCAUCGAUGUCAAUGCCUUCCCAGGUGAGCCGGGUCUGGGCGCGCCCCACCCCCAGGGCCGUCUGUGGGGCCGGGCUGAGGGCCGCUGAGCCUCAGCUGCUAGCGGGGGCCUUGGGGUGCCUGGGCACGAAGGAGGAGCUCGUAAAGCCAGCGGCCUUCUUCCAGAAAAGCCAAGAGAAUGCCGCUCGGAGACCCGCGGCGAGGAGGCAGGGCGCCUGGGGCUGCGC